AUGGCGGAUCACGACACCCUAAUCAGCAACUUUUGCGAGUUGACCAACGCUUCGACCGAGCAGGCCACCGAAUACCUAACCGCCAGCAAAUGGGACAUUGACGGAGCCGUGACCUCCUACUAUGCCGACAUCGAAGAAGGCGGCAACCAACCGGCCGCAUCAACCAGUGCUUCAGCCGCCGAAGCCUCUUCAGAGCCAGCCUACACCGGCCCGCGAACCCUCGACGGUCGUCCGGCGCCCCAAUAUGCAGGCCCAUCUUCCGCAGCGUCGUCUUCCCGCAAGCCGCAGAAACGCACCGGUCUCGCAACAUUGAGCUCCAUUGGCGGCGGUGGAGGUGGUCACGGUCACAGUCACGGGCAUGACGAUUCGGAGGGCGACGAAGACUAUGAUGAUGAGGACGACGAGCGGCGUGGGCCGAGGGAUCUCUUUGCGGGGGGUGAGAAGUCGGGGUUGGCGGUUCAGGAUCCCGGCCAGCGGUCGUCGGAUCCGCGCAGGCUGAUUCAUGAUAUUGUGGCCAAAGCCCGCUCAAACACCCAACAACCCUCAGCCGACGAACCCGCCGGCCCGUCCUCCCGCACCCGAUUCCGCGGAGCCGGCCAAAUCCUCGGCGGCGACGGCGUCGAAAGCCGCGUAGUCCCCGACCCGCGCGGCAGCGCCAUCCCGACAGCCCCCGCUCCCGACGGCCCGGUCCAGGAACGCAUCCUGCACAUCUGGAACGACGGCUUCAGCAUCGACGACGGCGAGCUGCGGCGGUUCGACGACCCACAGAACCGUGCCGACUUGCAGAUGAUUCGCGAGGGCCGCGCGCCGAUCCACCUUAUGAAUGUGCGGCUUGAUCAGCGUGUGGAUGUCAAGUUGCAGCAGCAUAAUGAGGAGUAUCGCGUUCUACCGAGGGUGUACCGGCCGUUUGGCGGUGAGGGCCGUCGGUUGGGAAGUCCUGUUCCCGGUGAGGGUGGUGUUGCUGCGGCGGCUGCCCCCGAGGCGGCUGCUACCCGUACAACACCUGCUGCUUCUGGCGCUGGUUCCAGUGGCCAGGGAACCUCGACUAGGGUGGAUGAGUCGCAGCCGACGUUGACACUGCGGAUCCAACUGCCUGAUGGGACCCGUCUUCCCGCGCGGUUUAACACGACGCAGACUGUUGGUGACGUGUAUGACUUCAUUGAGCGCUCGUCGCCGGAUGCGGGCGGGCGCAGCUGGGUGCUGUCCACGACGUUCCCGAACAAGGAGCAUGAGGAGAAGGGGUUGGUGUUGGGCGAGAUGGCUGAGUUUAAGAGGGGAGGCACGGCGGUGGUUAAGUGGAAAUGA
Messenger RNA from Dichotomopilus funicola, 1305 nucleotides. RefSeq lists its product as uncharacterized. Gene Ontology annotation, cellular component: nucleus; cytosol. Gene Ontology annotation, biological process: autophagosome assembly; membrane fusion; nuclear membrane reassembly. The coding region runs from base 1 to 1305 and encodes 434 amino acids. The transcript is spliced from 3 exons. Gene Ontology annotation, molecular function: ubiquitin binding. Lineage: Eukaryota; Fungi; Ascomycota; Sordariomycetes; Sordariales; Chaetomiaceae. The record is from RefSeq and is a predicted model, not a curated record.